GGAAGAUGUAAGCAGGUAAGGAAACAAUGACACAGAUGAUUGGCCGAGAGAGAGAAAGAGAGAGAUAGAGAGAGAGAGAGAGAGAGAGACAGUCACACUUUGAGGAAGUUAACUAAACAAAAGAAAGAGAGCAGAAGUCACAUCAUAUAGAAGGAUGCAAUGUUUUGUGAUUGUGUUGAUGUUCUUUGCACAGUUGCUUCCUAUCUCACUGCAGGUAAGAAAUUCACAUCCACUUCAUUUGAUCUGCUUUAAGAGUGGUGACAUUUUAGACAGCAAAACAUUUUUCUCAUUUGCUUUUAAAGGACUAGGAAGUGGCAAAACUGAAGUUGAAUGUUUCACUAUGUCUGAACUAGUUUAUCAGGACAUAUUCGAGAUGAGUGGAUCCGCUUUAAUUGCUUUAAUGUGUGAACAGGAGGAGGACAGGUGGUACGACGAAGGAGGGGGCACAAUGUGUAAACUGUGUCCUGCAGGUGAGUUUCGGAUGUCUUGUACAGAGUGCAAGCCUUGUCCUGCAGGAAGCUACACGACUAAGAUAAACCGAGAAGGCAGCUGUCAUCGCUGCUAUGGAGACUGCAGACCAGAUUACAAUCUGAAGGUGGUUCACCCUUGCACCAGCAAGUCUGAUGUAGAGUGCAUCUGUGAGGCCGGUUACAGAUGCUCUGACUCCGUCCCCUUUUCAAAAAAUUGCAGAUAUUGUGUCAAGAUCAAGGAAGCAUCCUCAACUGAAGCUGCAGCCAUUAUCUCAGGCCAAGAUAAUCACACACCUUCCUCAGCUUCCUCAGGACAUAGCAGCACUUCUGCCAAAUCCUGCAAGUUUCCCAAGUGUGGCCCUCUGUCCAUCCCACAGGCAGGAAAUGACACACAUCUCAAAACAGACAAGACGAACAGCCAUCUGGCGGCAAUCUUGUGUCCAAUUGUUGUCAUCGGAUUUUUGGCCCUUGUCAUCCUGUCCGUUGUUCGUUGCCAUGGAGAUGAAUCUUGUUUGAAGCAAGCUAUGUCAAAGCUAUGCAAUGAGGGCGGUAGAGAAGGUUCUCACAAGCUGAGGGAGCCGACUCAUCAGCUACCCAGAGACUCAUUCAGUGCAAAGCAGCAACCAUUGUCCCUCUCAGCAGCCAAUCAGGGGCCAGUCCAUGUCCACAAUCCAGGGACAGUCAUCUUCAGCUUGCUCAAUCAAUUCACAGGCCAAGUUGGUCCAACAAUUGAAGGUGUGAAGACAGUGAAGAGGGGUUGCCGCAAGGAAGAAGACGAGAGAGACUGUCCUGUCUUUCAACCCACAUCCUCAACCAGAGUUCAUCUCUCUGAGGAGGAGAGGAGUGUAGAGAUGGACAGCAUGGUCAUCCCCUCUCAGGAAGAGGGGAAGGACUGCCACAUGUCAGAAGAAGAAGUUCUAUGAUGAAUCAAAUUAAUCUUUUGUUUUGGUGGCUAUGACUGCCGACAUCCAAGACUUUUAAAGGAAGAAACUGUAAAACGACGGAGCAGUUUUUGGUUCAUUGAGGUUCACAGAGACAUUUCAAUCUGCAGUUUCUGGAAAAACGUGCAGCAAGUAAGAACUCAAACUCUGGGAAGAACUGCUGGAUGGUGAUUUCCUUUGUUACCUCUAAUUCAAAAUUGACUUGUAAAUUCUGCUUUAUAAGCUCUGCUCUCUAAGGUAAUGAAGAAGACAUUUUUGCAUGAAAUAACAUUUUGAUAACGAAUAAAUUUUAUUGAGAAUGAAAACCUGGAUAUGUGAGAUGAAAACAUUUACUUGUGAUUUGUACAAAGUCUAUUUACAUAAACACUUAAAUCUUAA
This is a messenger RNA of Labrus mixtus (cuckoo wrasse), 1789 nucleotides long. Its product is annotated as tumor necrosis factor receptor superfamily member 5. The transcript has 10 exons. Gene Ontology annotation, biological process: cellular response to tumor necrosis factor; defense response to protozoan; positive regulation of canonical NF-kappaB signal transduction. Gene Ontology annotation, cellular component: external side of plasma membrane; CD40 receptor complex. The record is from RefSeq and is a predicted model, not a curated record. Lineage: Eukaryota; Metazoa; Chordata; Actinopteri; Labriformes; Labridae. Gene Ontology annotation, molecular function: CD154 receptor binding; antigen binding. Bases 155 to 1393 code for a protein of 412 amino acids.